CCUGUUUGUUUUUGUUUAGAGCAAAAAUAUUGAAACCCAUUUCGCGCCUUUUUCACCGAAUACAAUUCUAGUGCUCAUUAUUCAAUUACUUGCGUCUACAUGCAUGAUAGCGAUAAUUUAAUAAAGCAAGAUGAACAGGAAACCUUUUUCAACACAUUCUGCUCCGAAGAAGGCCAAAUAUCAGAACGAAGAUGAGGACGAUUACCCUGGUUCGUUUGAAGCAGAAUUGGCUAAUAUGGAUGAAAUAGAUGAUGAUUUUGGAGAUGCAUCACAAGCUAUUGAAGAGCCAGCUGAUGUACCAUUAAAAAAUGAAUCAAAAGCAGGUCCUGAACAAGAAAACACAUUUUCAAAGUGGAAUAGACCUCCUCCACCACAACUAAAUCCACAAAAGGAUGGGUUAACUUUUCAACAAAUAGAAAUUGACCAUUACAUAGGUGCACCAUUACAUGGAAUGCCUGGAAGUAAAAUAGGUCCUGUACCAAUAAUGAGAAUGUACGGUGUCACAGAACUGGGAAACUCUGUUUGUUGCCAUGUCCAUGGAUUUUGUCCUUACUUGUACGUUUUAGCACCACCUAACUUUACAGAUCAUCACUGCAAGCCAUUCAAGGAUGCUUUGGAUAAAGCUGUGUUAAAAGAUAUGAGGUCAAAUCCAUAUAAUAUUGGGGAAGCCAUCUUAGCCGUCGAGCGAGUAUAUAAACAAAAUAUGUUUGGAUACACAGGAAAUGAGAAAUCACUGUUUUUAAAAAUUACAGUAGCAGUGCCAAAAUUGAUAGCACCUUGUAAGAGGUUGCUCGAGAAUGAAGUCAUUUUUACUGAAUUUAAUCACAAGUACAGUGCCUUUGAAAGCAAUAUCGAUUUUGAUAUUAGGUUCAUGGUCGACAGAUCAGUUGUUGGGUGUUCAUGGAUCGAAUUGCCUGCAAAAACUUGGAAAUUACGCGGUCAUCACGGACAUAACUUACCAUUGACUACAAGAUGCCAAAUAGAAGUAGAUGUUGCAUGGGAUAGCUUCAUUGCUCAUGCACCAGAAGGAGAAUGGUCGAAACUUGCACCAUUCAGAAUACUUAGUUUCGAUAUUGAAUGCGCGGGACGUAAAGGCAUUUUCCCCGAACCAAAUCACGAUCCUGUCAUACAAAUUGCCAAUAUGGUGAUAAGGCAAGGAGAACCAGAACCUUUUUUACGAAAUAUUUUUACGCUUGAUACGUGUGCGCCUAUCGUUGGUUGCCAAGUCAUAAGUUCUGAUAAAGAAAGCGUAAUGUUGGAGAAAUGGGCUGACUUCGUGAGACAAUCAGAUCCUGAUAUUUUUACAGGUUACAACAUAAAUAAUUUUGACUUCCCUUAUUUAAUUAAUCGUGCAAAGCAUCUUAAUGUGAAAAACUUCGAAUACCUUGGUAGAAUAAAAAAUAUAAAGUCUGUGAUUAAAACUCAAGUACUUCAGAGCAAACAGAUGGGUAAACGUGAGAAUAAAUCCAUCAACUUUGAUGGGAGAGUUCCAUUUGACCUCUUACUGGUUCUGGUCAGAGAUUACAAACUGCGAUCUUACACUUUGAACGCCGUCUCUUAUCACUUUCUGCAGGAGCAGAAAGAAGACGUUCACCACAGUAUUAUCACAGAUUUACAAAAUGGCAACGCGCAGACACGUCGAAGGCUUGCUGUUUAUUGUUUGAAGGACGCCUACUUACCGCUCAGAUUGUUGGAUAAAUUAAUGUGUAUUAUUAUUUACAUGGAAAUGGCAAGAGUUACCGGCGUUUCUAUAUACAGUUUGUUAACGCGUGGACAGCAGAUAAAAGUUAUCUCACAGCUUUUAAGAAAGACUCGAGAGAAAAAUUACUUGAUGCCCGUACACCAUGGCCAAGGUAGCGAAGAACAGUUCGAGGGUGCUACAGUAAUAGAACCGAAACGUGGAUACUAUAGUGACCCUAUUGCUACUUUGGAUUUCAGUUCCCUGUAUCCCAGUAUUAUUAUGGCGCACAAUUUAUGUUAUACGACGCUAUUGAAUCACGAGAGACAAGUUAAAUAUAAAAUCAACGCUGACGACAUAACUGUGACUCCGAGCAACUCGAAGUUCAUCAAAGGUAACGUAAGAAAAGGGAUCCUUCCUGAAAUUUUGGAGAAUCUUUUAUCGGCCAGAAAGGUAGCAAAGGCUGAAUUAAAGAAAGAGACUGAUCCGUUGAAGCAGAAGGUCUUGGAUGGUAGACAGUAUGCUUUGAAAGUAUCAGCUAACUCUGUGUAUGGCUUCACCGGCGCCCAAAUGGGGAAGUUACCGUGUUUGGAAAUAUCAGCGAGUGUAACUGCAUACGGACGCACCAUGAUAGAACAAACAAAACAUGAAGUAGAGAAAAAGUACUGUGUAUCAAAUGGAUACAACAAUGAUGCUGUUGUUAUAUACGGAGACACUGAUUCAGUCAUGGUUAAAUUUGGCGUUAAGACCAUCGAAGAAGCAAUGGAACUUGGAAGAGAAGCAGCGGAAUAUGUAACGUCGAAAUUCCUCAAGCCUAUAAAAUUAGAGUUUGAAAAAGUAUAUUUCCCAUAUUUAUUAAUUAACAAAAAGAGGUACGCUGGUUUGUAUUUUACACGUCCCGAUAAGUACGAUAAAAUGGAUUGCAAGGGUCUUGAAACGGUGCGGAGAGACAAUUGUCCCUUGGUAGCGAACAUGAUGAAUACGUGCUUGCAGAAAUUACUCAUCGACAGGAAUCCCACUGAAGCGCUAAAUUAUGCGAAGCAAAUUAUAAGCGAUCUUUUAUGUAACCGCAUCGACAUAUCUCAGCUGGUGGUGACGAAAGAGUUAACCAAAACUGACUAUACAGCCAAGCAAGCGCACGUGGAGUUAGCAGCAAAAAUGAAGAAACGAGACGCGGGAACCGCUCCUAAACUCGGAGACAGAGUUCCCUAUGUCUUCAUAAAGGCUGCAAAGGGAACACCUGCUUAUCAGAAAGCAGAGGAUCCAAUCUAUGUGUUAGAGAACAAUAUUCCCAUUGACACGAAUUAUUAUUUAGAAAAUCAAUUGUCCAAACCACUUGUACGUAUCUUCGAACCAAUUCUGGGCGAUAAGGCGGAAUCUCUUUUGCUGAAAGGAGAUCAUACGCGCACAAGAUCCGUUGCCACAUCCAAAGUCGGUGCCCUCUCUGCCUUCACACGUAAGAAGGAAGUGUGCUUAGGUUGCAAAGCUGUUUUAACACCGAACAGGGAGAAGAUAGCUCUGUGUCAAUAUUGUGAACCAAAGGAGGCCGAAUUCUUUCAGACUGAAUUGUAUGCUGGUAGAAAAUUGGAAGAAAAAUUUUGUAGGUUAUGGACGGAAUGUCAAAGAUGUCAGGGAAGUCUUCAUCAAGAAGUAAUUUGCACGAGUCGUGACUGCCCGAUAUUCUACAUGAGAAAGAAGGUUCAGAUGGAAUUGGACACCCAAAUGAAACGUAUCGAAAGAUUUGGAAUUCCAGAGUGGUAGUCAUUGGAAGACAUGCUUAGCGCGUUCGACAGCCAAUCCAUCGCUUGGUCGAGACCCUCGCCUUUCGUCGCGGAUGUUUUAAAUAUUUGGAACGUUCUGUUUUUAAGGGCGUCCAAUCCAAGCGCCUGAUGAACUUCGGCAACGCUUAAACAACCUGCCAU
Hylaeus volcanicus is the source of this 3600-nucleotide messenger RNA. RefSeq names its product DNA polymerase delta catalytic subunit (gene DNApol-delta). The transcript has 15 exons. Gene Ontology annotation, cellular component: delta DNA polymerase complex. The record is from RefSeq and is a predicted model, not a curated record. Gene Ontology annotation, biological process: DNA replication proofreading; DNA-templated DNA replication; nucleotide-excision repair, DNA gap filling. Lineage: Eukaryota; Metazoa; Arthropoda; Insecta; Hymenoptera; Colletidae. Gene Ontology annotation, molecular function: DNA-directed DNA polymerase activity; DNA binding; 3'-5'-DNA exonuclease activity. Bases 131 to 3439 code for a protein of 1102 amino acids.